Messenger RNA from Porites evermanni, 29882 nucleotides. The record is from the annotation of a GenBank genome assembly. Lineage: Eukaryota; Metazoa; Cnidaria; Anthozoa; Scleractinia; Poritidae.
AUGGCAGAAGCCGAGAAAAAAUAUUAUAUUCUUGUUCAAGAUCGUGUGGGUUAUCUGCAAGAGAGAAGCGUGAUGUCUUUUGGUGCAAUGAAGUCAACACCUACACAGGUAUUAAAAGGAGAGUUAUUGGAGGCUCUUCCAGAAACAGAGCAACCUAACGACUCAACAAGAAUAGCUCUUGCUGGAAUUGAUCGGAAAAAUUUACGUCUUGAAUGUCGUACAGAAGACAUAACGCGACUCACGAGCGAAGAUGCUAACCUACUCUUGGCGAUUUCUUCAGUAGGUUUGAGAUAUCACACUUUUAUUGAUAGGAAACGUUUAGAUUUCGGGAGACAGAUCUCACCCGGAAGUCAGGUGUUCGUGGAAGUGAAAGGUUUUUCCAAGAAAUUACACGGAACCGUGUGGUACAUUGGUGAAUUGAUAUCCCUUCAUGGGACCAUGUUUGGCGUAGAGUUGAUUGUAAGUAACUCCAUGUGUACAUGUAUAGUGGAACCUCGUUAAUUAAACAUUGUGUGAUGUGCUAAGGGACUGACAAAAUACGAUCGCUAUACCAAGGUUUUUUUUAAGCUUAUAUCGAAUUUGCUUUCUUCACAUUUUACCGCAAAUGGGGCAAAAACACAUUCAUUAUUCUAGGACUUUGUUAUAUGGAGAAUUAAAGGGUUGUUAUAGUGAGGUUCUAAUGUAUGUUCUCUUUGUAAACUGAACUCAGGCCCUAGUUGUGGUUGUUUCAUGCGAAAGUCAAUUCACCCGAAGUUGUUUCACCAGAACGUAAGUUAAUUCACCCGAUGACAAACAACACUUUACAACAUGCCUUAUCAGUAAUGCUUUUUAGUUAAGCUUGGAAUCUUUUUCUGCAAUUGUCAAAAAAAGAUCGAGCAAUGUGAAUGGUCUUAGCACAUUCAAGAUAAGGAAAGACUGUACAUAGGCUGCCCUGCACAUAAAAACUGAAGUCUACAUAUACUUAAUUGAUCGCAGUGAUUGCUAUCUCGAUCUUUGAUAUACUUUGUGUGAAGUUUUAACUGAAAAAAGCUGUUGAUGCACAUGUGCCGUCACUGUCUUUUUCUCAGGCUUAGGGAAUGAUAAAUAAACAUUGGGUGAAUUGUCUUAAGUCAGGCGCAAGACAACUUCAGGCAACUUGUCUUUGGGGCGAAACAACCUGUUACCCAAAGGGUGAAUAAGAUCUGCUGGCUAAAUUUCUAUCCAGCAGAUAAUGAAUUUGUUUCCCAUAAUUGUUAUCUUCUGGAUAGUGAUUUAUUUGUUGGAUAGCAUUAUCCAACAUUUGAACAAGGAGGACUAGAUGUUGGGUUCAGCUUUAUUGAUUACUUUUUGAAAACCAAGCACUUCCCUCUGUACAGGGCGUAUGGAAAAGCUGGACUCCGGAAUCCGGAACCGGAACCAGAACUUAAAUUGAGACCAGGGUAAACUGGGAAGCACUGAAACCAGUUCCCGAUACCCGUGUGGAAAUAAAAUUCAAGAUGGCAUCCUCUGCUAUCAUUGUUUUGAGAAAUUUUCAGCGCAGUGAUCAUGAUACCAAAGAUAUACUCAUCGCCCAAAAGAGCUUACGUUUGGUUAUUUAAUACAUGCAUAUGUUCUACUUUAUCAAACGUGCUUACACAUCACGCUUAGACACUUUUACCAGAAAAAACAAACAAACAAACAAAAUAUUCAGUUGUAAUUUACAUGACUUUAUAAAAAAAGAACAUAACCACUAAAAUUCGAAGAAUCAGCCCAUGCUGUUCCGCCGCAGACUCGAGCAUAAAUUCAAGGCAGAACAACUUCACAUUUUCACACGUACUCACAUUUCAAUCGAUUCUUUACUUUGUCACGAUCUGUAAACAAAAACAGAUAUGUUUUUGUAAAUCGGUAAUAUUUUUUCAAACUCGGUAAAACGGAAAAGAAUGAAAACUUUUAUAUUCUUACUCAUACCUUUUGUUAAAAGGGCUCCGUGUUUCAUCCAUUGUGAGGGAAAGGCGGCAAAGGGAGGAGGAAUACUCAUGUCAAUCAUGAUCCCAACUUGCAACACUCACAGGUAUAUGAAAUUCUCGAAGAAAAAUUUUGCGCUGUACGCAAAAAAUGCGACAGUAAAAAAUAUAAUAACAAUAAAUAAAUAUAAUGUGGGGAUGAAAAGUCUUGAUCGAGCAGUUAUUGUUAGUGACACUCUCAAGACAGAAACGUCUCCAAUUUUUAUUUCUUAGGUUCGGGUUCCAGUUCCGAAUUCCGGCUUUUCCAUACGCUCCUCUGUACAACUUACUAUGCCCAAAGGUACUGCCAAAUGGCUGAGAUUCUCUUUUGCAAACAGUUUCACAAGUUAAUUGCAUUAAACCUAGCAUUGACUGGUACGUGUAGCCCUGGUGUAGUCGGUCAAACAUCUGGUAAUCAAAUUCUAUCAAACCAGAAACCCAUAAGGGGUUGAAACGUGUAACUCGCGUUCAAUGCUCGUGAAUAUUCAUUUUGACCAUAUUUGGAAACCUUAGUGACGGAUAUCCAUUUUCAACAAAAUGGCUGCUACGCGAUCACCAUGCAGAUGUUUUAAGACAAGAGUUCUGCAUUUCAAGGUUAAAAAUACACCGUUAAAAGACAAAAACUGGAAAGAGAAAGUUCGAAAGAAUGCUCAGCUUUCUUUUUGUGGAGAAAGGGAAGCUUUUCAUCAAGAAAUCGUCCUUCGAGGAAUUCAACCUUGUUUUCUUCACGGCGGAGCCCAUAGUCUGCUUUGAAAUGAAACCAAGUCAGCGAAGUUUUUGCUGAAUUUUCAGGUACAUUUUGCAAUCUAUGGCCAAGACAAUUACGUUCUUGAAAGUAAAUUUAUUUAUUUUUAAAUGUUUCAUAGAGGUUUUAUAAAUUUUUCUCUUAAUUCGGCGUUGAAGAAAAAUUACAAAAUGUGCCCCGAUUUGAAAUAGAUUUUGUGUUGAAUUUUGCCAUGUGUUCAGCCGAUUUUGCUUGCGUGAACGGAUCCACGAUCCAGAUAGUGUUUUGCGAAUUGCUUUAAAGGAUUAACUUUUUGGAUUUUGAAUAAAAAUUUUCAAGAAACGGCUUCUCUGCCUAUUGUUUUGAGUUUGUUCAUUCAUAAAAUUAGCUCAAAACACGAUUGUGACCACAAACAUCCAAGCUGAAUUUAAGCUUAAUGCUUCUCACAUUCAUUACAUGCAUCACUUUUUGCGAAGAUGUCAGGUUCAGGUUUUCGACACUUUUCGAUAUGCAGCUAAUGAAUUUUAUUGGAAAAUAUUUUUUACUGUUUAUUCUAGACUUUUAACAUAAGAAUUUUAGAAGCCUAUUUGCAGUAUAAGUUUACUGUCCAGAGAGUCAACGAGGCAUCGUUUUUUGAAGUGACAACUUCAAGAAGUCGCAAGGACAUCAGUGGAUUUCAUAAUAUUACGUUUGGCCAGGGUGGUAAGCCAAUAAUAUCCUGCUCAGAUUCCAAGUUUCAACCUUCGAAAUCUUUCUCGGCUUUCGGGAGUUUUUCCCCCGUUUGUCGUCCAUUUUUUUAAGCGGGCGCGGGAACGUGAAGUAAAAUUACGUCACGUUGUUUACGAAGUUUGCUUGGUCAGUUAUCUUUUCUUCUCGUUCCAAAUAUCGUACUUUUGAAAAUGAAUAAUCACGAGCAUCGGACAAAGCAAACAUAUGAGAGUUACACGUUUCAACCCCUUAUGAGUUUCUGGUUUUAAUGAAAACGUUGGAGCAGAGGUCAGGAUACUGAUUAAAGCCCGCUGAAUUCAGUUUUGACAUUUUUUUGAAUUUUACAAAUAAGGCUACGAAAUCGAGUUUUGGAACAGGUUUCUCAUUCUGAAUAAUGUAUAGACUGUGCCUACUAUUAUUAGGGGUAUAGCUUCAGAAUGGCCGGGUAUUCUGCAGUUACUCCCAAAACUACUGUUAUUAUCGUUAUACAGUAAUUGAUUUUUUUACACACUAAAAUGUUACAAGUAAUUCAAAAUUAGUAUUUACAUCACAAAUUAUGAUUAUAUUCUUCGUCUGCGCUGUUCAUUUUCUUCGUCAGUCAGCUGGUCGUCAGGUCUGUUCUACUCGGUAAGUUUAAACUCAAUAUUUUUUGGAAGUACAUGAAAUCUUUUUUGAAAAUUUUGUAGGUUUAUUACAAAAUGCCCGCUAAAUUGAGAGAAACGUAAAAAUAACCGCUUAAAACAUUAAAGGAAGGUUAAUUGAAAUAACACAACAGAUACAACAGAUGCCACGGAUGGGCAAAACUGAAGAAAAUUGAAACAGACUGAAAUUAGGGUUUUUGAAAACUGUUCAGCCUAAUAGUUUUUCAAAGUUGAUCUCUGCUGUUUGCAACUCAUUCAAAAAUAAUGCUCAGGAGACAUAUUUGUUUGUCUCGAAUUUCUGAUUUUGUCAUUUCUUUGCUUACUUUAAGUUUCAUAGCGAUUGAGGGCGAUUAAUUGGCAAAUUGAAACAAAAUGAACUGGACUACCGUGAUACAGCCCCUUUAACACAACUACCUGUUAUAUUACUUAAACCCCAUUUACACGCGCUAAAAAAAUCGGCACGGGACGCAUAAUUUUUGGCACCGUGCUGACGAUUUUAAGACACGGCAUUCCCAAUUUUCGACGUGUAAACGUAUCGGUCCCAAAAGUAAUGUGGCACCUGAGUGCUCAAAAUUUUAGGGGUCGGGUAAACGAGGCACGGUGCCCAAAAUUUGGCGUGCCGUGCCGUGCCGUGCCGAUUUCUUUAGCGCGUGUAAAUGGGGUUUUAAUUUGCCAGUUCCAAAUUUAUUAAAAUUCAUCCUUGGAUCCAAGGCUAAGCGAUAUAAAGAAAAAACCGCAUUGAGAUCGAUUAAGGGAAGAAUAAUUCAUUUCUUUUGUUUUAUUCCUUUUAGCCUCUGAGCCAAGUAUCUUCAAAGAGACACCCUGCACCAACCUCAAUUCCUAUGACCAAUGUUCGAACGCACUUAUUAAUCCUGAUUACUUCUAGUAAAUAUUACUAUUUUUGCUCGCGAUGGCUUCAUUUGUUAACAAUACCGAAUUUGCUCUUUUGACACCCAGCAAGUUUAAAUAGCACUAAUCCAAAUUUACACAAGGAAAAAGAGAUUCUGCAUUCUAAAACCUAGAACAAUUAUUGACUCACGCAGAUCUUGUUUGCUUAUGCGAAAAAAACUAGGAAAGACUAGUGGUGAUUGAAAAUAAUGAUGUAGAAGGCCUAAAUAGAAUAACAUUUAGCCUUAAAUGUAAUAUAAACUCUUAAGUGUGACAACAUUCGCCCUUUAAUGCUAUGACGUCAUGUUAACGUCAUCAAUGACGUAAGUAACACGUCAUUAACCAUCUAACCUGGUUGUGAAAUGGCCCCCGUCCUGUUCGGGGCAGGUGAGCGGGCUCAUUUCUCGCAAAGCGGCUGGUAUUCGAGCCUAGCAGCUCUUAUUUUAGCACUAAUAAUAUAUAGAUUUAGCCAGGCCUAAAAACGAAGCAUUCGUCUAUAUACUUAUAGCUGUAGAAAUACUUGUGUCACAGAACCUCGUGAAGCUCAAUAAACUCUGAGCCAAAGAAAUUAAGGACCCUUCCAUUUGCCUUUUGAGGGACUGGAGUUGAGUUAUCAUUUAAGAAAAAUUACAAACACAUCUAAAAUGAAAAAUUUCCCCCAUCCCGCUUGGAACUAAAACAAGAGAGAACUAAAACCAUAACACAGUAGCUGGCAGUAGUGUCAAAUUUUAUUGAAAUGCAAGUAUGAUAAAUAAAUGUUAGAACAAUCAUCGACGUCCGCAACUGAUGAAUCCUUCUGAGAUAACUAAUUUUCGAAGCUACAAAAUUAAAUUUUUGGGGCAAAUAUUCCCAAUGCCUGUAAAGCGAUAGCCAAUCGUGCUGCCUGAGAGAUAAGCUUAUUCAUAAUGGCGGACGGCUACGUUUUUUGAUCGCUCCGCCACUGACCCUAAAAUUUGCCGAUAUGGCGUCUAAUGUAAGCUUAACUUUAGAGCACGUGAGCAGACUUCUAAAACAGUCUUUUUUUUCACCUGCUUACACUCUGGCUUGAGCUGGAUGGGAAGCUAACUAUAAAACCUUAUAGGAGCGCGCGAGUGCGGAGCCCCAUAGCUAAGUAAAUCUACCCAUCCUGGAAAAUUUCGUAAUCACGUGACCGUACACCGAGCGACCGUCCGUCCCACCACAAGUAGCCUCCCACGCAGGCGUUUUUAGGGGGAGCUCGUUUUUCGAAAAGCGAACUCCCCUAAAAACGCCUGCGAGGGAGGCUACACCACAGGCAAACCAAAUAAAAUGACUCAAUCAACAGGUAUGGCAACCCAAAUGCAACGGAAGAAAAUCGCGUGGCCGCCCGGAUUUUAGGGAGAAAAAACAAAAAACAACACGUGGACAACAGAGAAAGAGCUAGGGAGACGAAUUUCGUUGGAAGAAAAACAUGAAAAUUUCAUAGCGGUGGUGAGAAAAUGAGAAAUGUUAGCGGCCAGGUGAAAAUGAGCGACAGUGAAAACAUAAAAGCGAUCAUGAACACAGGAAACAAAAUCUUUGGUAAACACAUACGACAAUUCCUCCAUAAAAAUAAGGUGUAACUAGGACGUUUUACGUUUUAGUCGUACAAAACAGCAUUGUAGUCGUGACAAACAACGGAAAAGAAAGACAAAAAACCGUGCUGCACGUGCGAAUUUGUUUUUUGCUAAUUAGAAAAAAAGUGUGCUGCACUAGCAAAUUUGGUUUUUUUUGCUAAUUAAUCUAUUGAUCUUGAUGCCAUUUUUAUUGCCGUCCGCUUUUAGCAUUAUACGAUUUUUUUUUCUGUUUAUAAGUAUUAUUAACCAGAGCUUCGCUUUUAGCCGUGGCUCUUAUAUCUUAUAUUUGCCUUUAUAACAAACCCUUGUUCAGCGGACACCUCUAUUAAGCGGACGGAGACACUAAAUUAAAUUAUAUUUUUCUAAUUUCUAUUGUUAAAAACCUCUAUUAAGCGGACACCGGACUGAACUGACAAUAGCAGCAUUGAAUCAGGGGCACCCAACGACUGUUUUUUUACUCCUUGUCUGUUUAGACAACUAAAGGGUCCUUCAAAGGCAAUAUUUUAUUUAGUAAUUCUUUAUUUAGCUCAUGGUGAAAUUACAUUUUUAACUUUACAUAACUGAAAUUUGUGCUUGGUAAUAACUUUGUAACAUAAGAUCCGAAAACCCCUCGAGUAAAGCUCUAUACUGGAUGGGUUAACGAACAUCCGACAGUGAAGAGAAAUGGAAAAUGGAAAGUCUCCCCCCAAAAAUAAUAAACUAAGGCUUUGAUUGAUUGAUUGAAUUUCAAAAUGAUCUGUAUAAGCUGUAGUCUUUGGCAGUUUUGUGUAAUGUCAACUGAGCGUAAUUAAUAUUUGCGUUAUGUUGAUAAUUUCGACAAAAGUCUGUGAUUUCUCGCAGUCCGUUUUUAAUAAAUUAUUUCUAAUUCUUCUCAUUUCUUUUUCUAACUUAUUUCACGGAUUUCUAUGCGUGUCACGGCAAUCUUAAUUUGCUCAAUCAGGCUCAUUCUUGGUGGAAAAAAGUGAAAAGACUAGUUCAGGACUGUAUGUGGAUAGGGACGACAUUCUACUUCAAAGACGACACUUAACCCAUUCGUCCCUGAGCCGCCCGUGACCGCCCGUGCAGAUCCGCGUCCCUUCUACCGCUUGUGACGUCUUCAGUUUUAAUGGUCAAGGACAACUUUGACCGCUGACUUGUGUAGAGUGAAGAAAUCUUUCAAACCAUACCAGAAUAAGGACAAUUCAGUCACGCACAACGUGGAAAAGGUAAAAAACAAUGUAACAUUUACCAGAAAGUUUCCAUGAAAAUCUUGUUCCACUACCCACCUGCCUUUUUCAUCUAAUCCUAAGAUCCUAAAAGCUUUCCUAAAAAUUUUUCCACCAAAAUAAAGCCUUCUAAAUUCCCAGCAAAAGAAAAACAAAAUGAGGCAAGAAAAGCGAAAAAAGAGGGAAGAAGAGAAAUCGAAAAGUAAAAGUCAAGAUAGUGAACUAAAAAAAUCUCUCAAAAUACCACUUUAACUCAACCUUUCUUUAGCAUUGAUCCAUGCACAUUUUAGCAAUAUACCGCUACAGAUGAAGCAAACGCUAAAUCCAGUGCAUUUGUUAUAAAGCAAACAGAUUGUGGACAGAUUGUGUACAUGUUGGCCCCGUGUGGUCAAAACAGAUUUAUUACAAAUCAUGAACGUGACACAACUUAGUGGAGGUUCAAUAAAAUGAAAUUUCCCAUACCCUUGACCAAUGACCACUACGUGCAUUCUGGAAUAACUGACAAAACAAUCAUUGGUGCUUGGUGCAUAACCCCAUUAUAUGCCAAUAUUAAAAGGCCGUGGAGGAAAACAUUCUAAUGAAUGACAAAUAAUCGCGGAUUUCUAUUCAAUACUAUUCGAUAAGACAAAUAACCUCUAUUCAAUCUGAACUUUCUUCUUCCGCAUCAGUUAACAUCACGAAAAUUCAUGAUGCCAUUUCAGCUGACAAACACGCGAUAAACUCAGUUCCAUUUUUCCAGCCUUGGCAGGGGACCACAAAGUUGCUUUCCAAGGAAUCAUUCGGACAAGGUCAGUAUGGGCUUAUCUUAAACUCGCUCAGGCAUUUGAUCUGUUCCUCAGGUGACUUCGCUUACAGAGGGUCUCCGUAAAAUUAUUAAAAGACCCUACGAUCUCGAAAACAAAGAACAAGAACUCGACCGCUCUCAGGCUGUGCUUUGACCAAAUUACUAUAAUAUAAAGAAACAUCAGAAACACAGCUGAAUGGGAUUUGACGUAGGAGGAAUACGAAUUUCAAGUUAUGAAGAGCAAACAACUCUAAGGCCCGGUUCAGACGCCGAUCUUUUCAUGAGCCGAACCCAAUACAUUGAAUUAAGUACAUGAAAAGUUCGGCACUGAAUCAAUCGACCUUGUCACGGUUUUUUCGACGCCAUCUUCACGAGUAGGCAAACCCGACGUGAGAAAGUACAGUGUUUGUAUGAGAAUCUAAUGUCGAAUAAUUUCCGUGAAUGGCUGUUUUAAAAAAUAUGUGAACUGUAAACUAAUGCUUCACUGUUAAGGAUUCUACUUAAAAAAUUUGAGGGCGUUACAUGCGCUAGAAGACUUAGAACCCUUUUUUAAAAUUUUCUAUUACAUUUGUCUGUAAAAAUUUCCGGGGAAAAAUUGCCGACAAAUAUAUGGAAAAUCUAAAGCAAGCUUCUGGAGAAAUUUAAGCGCAGUAACGGCCCCCAAAAUUUGUUGGUAAAAUCCUUUGCUGUGUAGAAUAUGAGAGUUACACGUUUCAACCCCUUAUGAGUUUCUGGUCAAACUUAAUUGAACACAAUCCAUGAUUGAGUUUUAACUGGCUUAGUUAAUAAAUCAAAAUCAAACAAACUUUUAAUCGAACAAAACUCACAGAUUGACUUCUUCUAUGUACGGCAAAGAAGUGUGAUCAAACUCACAAAUAAAUGGCUCAAUUGAACGCAAUCAAAAUUAUUCCCAAACUCCAGACAGGUAUAGUAUGAUCAGACGACACAACAGCCAAUUUGUACCAGAGCAACCAGUGUCUCUGAUAAUGGUAAUGGUCAACGGUUAAGAUUGAAACCCACCAUUGGCCAACCAUGAGUGAGGUUUAUGAUACACCAAUCUGUAGCAACAAUGGUGGUACUAAAAAAUUAAUAGUCCUCAGGGCUUGAAAAAAAUCUUGUUUGAUAGUCUGGGUCAAGUAGAUUUUCUUGCUGGGCUAGUAACUAUUAAAGCUCACUUGCCCAAUAUGCAAGGGUUUAGAAAACAUUUCUUGACUUCUAAAACAGGCCAGCCAGGUUUGUGGUGGUUUGUUUACUCGCUGCAGAUACCAAAUUGAUGGUCAUGUUAUGACCUAGACGAAAGAUGACACUUUGCUUAGCAAUCCUUGUGGAAGUCAUGCACGAUGCGAAUUCAACAAAAUUAUAAACUUGCUUUGUGAGGAACAAGCAAGUGUCCUUAAGAGCUGCUUGCCUACGUGUAUAUGUAAAGGAUGGCUGGAAUUCAAGUUUUUGUCUUGCCCUGAUGCCACUGAUUCAGUAAAUGGCACCACCACGUGAUGAAGACCUACAGUAUGAUUAAGGUUGAAGUGUUGCGAUUACUAACUUUGUGUCUGUUGCUUGUGAGACAAUCGAUAGCACUGUGUAGGACAGUAAAUGCUAUAUAUUUUCUGUGACAAUAAGUUAUACAAGAUUGCUGUUUUUGUUGGUUGAAUAGUUCUACAUAGGUGAAUGAAUUAUUCAGUACUUAGUAAUUAUUGAACUGUUUUGAAAUCUGGUGUUUGUUGUAGAAAAACCCUGGCCAAGGAACAUCAGACGGAACGUUCAGGAACAAGAAAUAUUUCACAUGUCCCCCAGACUCAGGAGUUUUUGUUGCCCUUGAUAAACUUACACCUAUUGAGGAUUCAGACUCAAAACCACCAAAAUCUCCAAAGAGAGAUGAAAGUAGUCCAAGUAGUUUUGCUUCAAGAAUGAUUCCUUCUAUAUUUAAAGGCAAAAAUGAUAAUGAGCGGAAGGUACAUAUACCUCGGAAAGGAGGUGAUUAUAAAGUUAAAAUUGAUGAACGAGUUGUAACAUUUACUGGUGAUGCUCCUGUCAGAGGAACUGUUCGUUAUAUUGGUGAGGACAAAGACUCACAUGGACAAGUUCACACCCUUGUAGGGUUAGAGCUGGUGAGUUUAACAGUUACGUAGUUGUUACAAUGUACAUGUAUGUGUGCAAUAGACUCUUAAUGCCAAUUAUACUUGCCCCUCAAAGUAAAAGAAGAAGUGACAUAUAUAUACUGGGUAACCUUAUGGCAAAAUAAUGAUCUAUUUUUUCAUGUCCACACUUUUUUAUCUGAAUUGAUGAGAUUUUAUAAAAGUACCUAAAUAUGUAUUUUCCACCUGCUAGCAUUCCUUUAAUAUAAUUAUCCUCUUUGUUUUGUUGCUGCUUUGACCAAUAACUAUUUAAUGUUAUUUUUUAUUUAACUCAUAGGGCAAACUUGUCAAUAAAAUAUGUUUAAGUAAAAAAUAAAAAUAAAUAAAUAAAAUCCUCUGAGAAAAUUGUAGUUUGGAUGGUCAGUUGCUUGUUGAAGCAUUUAACAAGAAAUAUAAUAAAUUGUGUAAUAAAUUAUUUAUUAACCUUAAGAACGUCAUUUGGCAUUUCAGUGUUUCAAACAUCAUUAUCAAGAGUGAGAAAAUAAUGUCGUUUCACACUAAGCUUUUCUAUUAAGAAUCAUCAUACUUGUAAUAAUGAAACAUGCACAAAGUAUCUAUUUUAUUCAAACUUCAACUCUUAACAACUUUGAGACUUAACAUUUCUCACUCUUGAUAAUUAUCUUCAUAAAAACAAAACAUUAUCAGCGUGCAAAGAAAGUAGUGUCCAAUAGCCCAGGGCUAGUGGAUUUUGCUAUUGGGCUAGUGAAAUCUGUUUUUAACUUGCCCGACGGGCAAGUGAUGUUCUUUGAGGAAUUCGAAUAACAAAAGAAAUGUGAAAUCAAUUCUGCUCGACAAAAAGCUUUUGGGGCUAGUUGAAAUGACGUCUGGGCUAGUAAAUGCUAGCUUCAGCUUGCCCGAAUAGCUUUUUGCUUGUAUCUUGUUAAACGUUUGAUAGUUACGUUCAGAUGUGUUGAAAAAAUUACCACAUCAUCUUUUCAACAAUUUCCUUGAAGUUUAAGUGCAAAAUUUUUGUUCAGAAAGAGGUAAUCCAUAGUUUUAAAAAUCACGUUUUGGUCACGAGACCAGCGAUGAACUGACUCAUUAUUUUUAAGAAAAUGGUGCGGGUUUGAAAAACUAAAUCACUAUUAUUUUGUUUAAGAAUUACAGCUGUAUGACCCACUAAUGGUUUUUUGAAGGCAAAAUCAUAUAACUUUCAUUUUCGUAAAAAUGAUGUCACAUGACAUCUUAGUGCAAAUGGCGUAUUACAUGUAUUUUUAUGCUCUGAUUCCAUUAGGAUGCUAGGUGUGGAAAUGGAACUGGCAAAUGGAAAGGAAAGCAACUCUUUGUAUGUAAGAGAGAUUAUGCAACAUUUGUUGAUAUUGAAACUAUUAUACCUGAAAAAGACUUCGAUCCAGAUCCUGCGAAGGAUGUAACAUCACCAGAUAGAGGUGAAAUGAUGCCAAAGUCAAUGGGUUAUGAUCCUGGUAGAUAUUCAGGUAGGAUUUGUUAUAUACAUUUCUCAAUUAAAACAAAUAAUGCAUGUACCCCCCUUUCUCCUGGAGAGUUUAUUGUUUAGGACCCCCCAUUCCUCUGGAAAUUCCAGUCUAGGUAAAAACUUUCCUUUUAAUAUUUUGGCCUUCAAGAGGCUCUUACCCUUCUUACUAGUUCUCCUCCCCUUGUUGUGGACAACCAGUGCCAUGUGUAACAGUAUUUGGAUUGAAAGUGCAUUUUGAGCUUUUUGCUACUACUGCUUUUGUUCUUCUUUUGGAAUUUAUCAUAUGAUGAUAUUAGUUAUAAAAAAAUUGCAUAAUUAAUUUUUGUAUUGGAAAUGAAGUGAAUCGUGGUCAUGAAAUAAGGUAUCUUGUCUUAAACAGGGAAGGGAAAUGAGGGGUCAAGAUUUGAAGGCCUCAGUGGCACCUCUACCUUAACUGCCCCCCUCCCAUCAGAGCACUCACUUUAAAGUUUAAAAAGGGUUAGAGAAAGCCUGCUGGCAGGGUAUAGAUUGAACUUGAAAUUCAGUGACGCACUCACGUGUCUCUGACCCUUAAAUAUUUAGCAAUUAUUGAAUGAGGCUGAGUAUCGUCUGAAGAAUUGUGGAGAUCAAGAUAACACCCUGCGAGAUCUCCAUAAUUCUUCACAUAAUCAACAGCCGAAUUCAAUAAUUGUUUUAUCAUUCAUUUACAACAAUUCCCCGUUAAAAAAAGCUAAACAAUGCUUGCCUUCGUGGAUGUUAAGUUCAUCUCGAUAGUGCAUGUUAAUCGGCAAGUUUAGGAGAUAAAGGGUUGUUCAGCUCCGCAAAUAUUCUCCAAGUAGCAGAUGUCAUCCUUCAAGUUAUCUUCUUGCUGUUCUUGCUAUGUUUUUAGCCAAUAGUUUGCCUAUUCUUCCUGGUGAAACGAGUGGAAAAAACAAUAUAGCUGCUUAUGAUGAUUGUGGGAUUUUAGCCAAUCAGAAACGCAGAAAUAUUUUGAAUGAAUACUUUAAUAUUAUUUGAUGUUAUCAGUAUUAAUUUUGUUAUCCCUGGAAUGUUUUGAAAGAUAACCUUAAAGUUUCUUCUGACAAGGUUUAUUUAAUGUAUAGCUGUAUGCAUCAUGUCCUUGGAUACUUUGUAGGUCACGAAUCUGUGAAAAAAGUGAAAAGAACAACUUCAUUUGACUCAGCUGAUCACAAUCUUAUCGUGGCCGCUGGUGAAAGUAGCCAGACUGAUUGUGCAGCGUUCAUAGAGCAACAAAAACACUUGCUACAUGAGUACAAGAGUACAAACGUUUCUCUGCCUACAAAGAGGGAUGUUAGGAUGAGCAAUGAUGAAAGGACCCACAGUGCUGGUAACAUGAACUUCAGUGAGAAUCACUUCAAAAACACCCCUCCAAACAGUGAUCUUAAAACCCCUCCACCAAUCACUAAGCAACCUGGUUUAAGUGUAUCUAAUGUUCGUGGAAGAUCAUAUCAUGGGUUUGUUAACAUAGAGAAGGAAGACUAUGACGAACUGAUGCAGCCUCAUGAAAAAGGUAGGUUUGAUACAUUUUCGAGGUUUCAUUCCAAUCAGGAUUUUUUUGGUUGGAAAAUUUGGCAAAGUAUUAUUUUGGAGUUCCUGGAUUUAAGCAGAGAUUUUGAGGGGAAUUUAAAACAAUCUGAAGAAAACCAAACAGAAAUGAGAAAUAAGGAGAAGAAUAGAUACUGCAGUACAGGCCAUAGGAACUGCAGCAUUUACACGCCUGUAAAAUGCAUGCAAUAUGGUGGACUUACAAACAAAAUACACGCAAAAAACACGCAUAUAAAACUUUACACAAACAAUUAUAUGCAGCUUAAAUCCGACUCAAGAUGCAUGUACAGUCAAGUCUCACCUUGUGGACACACCGUUAUAACAGACAACCCAAUUAUAAGGACAGCAGCUAAAUCCCACGUAAAAUUAUAUUAUUUUUUUGAGUGGAAUAAACUCUCACUAUUUCGGACUCUCUCUAAUGAGGACACUAACUCAAGGUCCCUACAGUGUUCUCUAUAAAGGGAGUUGACUGAAUUUAUUGCAUGGAAAUUCCCUCUUUUAAUUUUACAGGCAAUCUGGUCUAUUUUUUUAACGGCAGAUCUAAAAGAAAUCGUAAGAUGCUGAUUGAUCACAGUCUCUUCACAUUUGAAUUUCAGUUAGAACUAACACGUCUUUAUUUAAAAUGGAAAUUAUUUGAGUCAUGUUUUUCGCAUUCAAAAUGGCAUUAUAGAUGCUUGAAAGAAUCUUUUUGCAAUUUAGAUCUGAAAAGUUGCAGUCUACUUCAUACUCUGUAGUCAGCAGUGUACUGUGUGUUUACAGUUUGUCAUGCUGUCCCAUGCUGUACAAUUUUCCAUUAGAGCAUACCUGUAGCAAGAAUGUUAAUUGCCUAAUCAAAUAAAAUAGCUCAAGCAUACAUCAUAUUCCCAUUGAGCAUGCUGAUAAUACCAACAGACUUAAACCUCAAGUUCUUGUGCGCUCAGCAAUCCUCACAAGUGCAUCCAUAACUCAAAGGAAACGUAUGUUGAGAUAUGGAGCACUUGGGAAGUUUCAAGAGCACUCAAGAGGCUAGAGUUGCUUGAGGUGCACUGUUACACCUCUUUGUGCUCUCCAAACUUCCCGCAUGCUUCUUAUCUGCGACACACGCGUGCUGACUCAUGAACCAGUUAACAGUACUUUAAUGACUACAUUUAGUCAUCCUGCCCUUAUUUCAAGCCCUUUAAAAGAAAACUUAUUAGGCAGAUCAUGUUUUCCGCAGUUUGUAGAUGGCAAGCGGCAGGGGUGCUCAUACAAUAUAAUGUAUCUCAUAGGAUAAUAAUUUAAAAAUUCUUUCUCAUUUUUUCUGUAAAUGUGAAAGCACUCGUAAACCUUUCUGUAGUUAACAGCGAGCAAUAAACAACAAGCUAAAUGAAUUGUAGUGAAAAAUAAUAGUCACAUUGUCAUCACUGCCAUUGGCUUCACUAAUCAUGACUUUUAAACCCUCUCUGAUAUUACAGUGGGAGGAGGCUGGCUCAAAACUGGGCUGGACCACGAACCAGGGUCUUUAAAAGACUUUUAAAAUCAUUGUUGUUGUGAUUUAAGAUCUUGAGUCAGUUAAGAUGAUCAUGUCAUGGGGUGCAUGUGGUGACAUUAAGCCAUUGGCUUUGUCUCCUAAUCCUUCUAUCAUUGGUCAAAUCUAAGGGGAAGUUUUUGACUGCAAAACAGUCCGUAUUUUUGCGUAUUCAAGUACGCGCGAGCAGUCAAACAAAAGGUCUGGAACACGGGCGUGUGAGGCUCGCGCGCUUCGCGCCCGUAAGACUCUUACGCCACGCGUUACCAAUUUCUUUACUGAUUUUAAGAAAAAAAACCGACUAUUUUCAGUGUCGAGGGAAGUUGAAAAGAACCCAAAGAGUAGGAGAAAUUUCCCCGAUGCUGUGGUCUACUUGUACCUCAUUGCGCGCAUCAUUCAUAUCAUGGGCUCGUGGGUUACAGUAAGGCUAAGCUCCUAAAUGGACUGAUAGCAACUGCUAGUGACACCCUUGUAUGAUGACGUUUGAGCUUGCUGUUAAUACCUAAAGGAGACACGUGUGUUGUCUUCUGAUCUCAUCCAUGACAUUCCAUUCAUUCUUUCUGUAGACCAGUCUUCAAGAGGGUUUUAAUUAACCUCCAGUAAUUUUGAUGGCAGCAUCAUCAGGAGAGAGCUUAAGUUGACGAUAAAACAUGUUCGCAAGGGUGUCAGCGAUCAUUUGGGGACAACAAGCGCAUUAUUUUCAUUCUUACAAUGUAUGCUAAAGCCUAACCUAUGUUUGUAAUUUCUUUUGUAUCAAGACCCAGUGUCACCAAUGGCAACUGAUGAUGAGGUUGUGUCAGAUAAUUACAGCCCUGUAGAAACUAACAAUAUGGAAGACAGUGCUUUGUCAAAAGAACCUGCUGAGCCUCAAACUUCUGUUGUGCAUGUAGAUGAACAGGCUUCAGAUAAAAUGACAGGUAACUUAAUUACAUUUCUCUGUACUUAUGCUCCAGUAAUGUAUUUUAAUUAAUGUGAAAUUUCUAUCAAUAACAUUGCUGUGGUUUUUUUUUUUGCAAGAAUGACCUUGUCUGGCUAGGAAGGGGUCAGCAAGAUACAUGUAUUUUGAGAGUUAGGUGAGGGAGUAAAGAAGAAAUGGAGAAAAAAGUGAUGAUCAGAAAUCGUUGAAGAAUGAAAAUGUGUAAUGUGCUUCUCCAGAAAAUAUCUUCAUGCACAGUCAUGCAUAUGUAUACCACCCCCUUGGAGGGUUUUGGGUUCCCCCCCUUCUGGAAAUUCUGGUUUAGGUUCAUGCUUUCCAUAAAAAAUGAUUGCCAUUUAGACCCUCCUGCCCCUCAGAUUUCCUUUAACAUUCCAUUGUUAUUAUUAUACAGUCAAUUCCCUUUCAGACAGACACCAUUUGGACCAUUAGUGUUUGUCAAUGAAAGAUGUCCAUCUGAAACGUUCAUUUAGUGUCUAAUCUAGCUGUCCGUUUUACCAACUUGUCCACCCUAUAGAAGUGUCUGUUAAGAGAGUGUCAACUGUAGACAUUUUUUCUGGAAGCACACAAUGUAGUAUUGUAUUUUUCAAGUAGUGGACUUUUUAAUUUGUCAGAUCUUGAGGCACAAGCAAUAACUGAAAUUCCUCAUGGCUUUGAAGUUGGCUCGAUGGUUGAGGUACCUAUGGCUCAAGGACUUCCACGAUAUGGCGUGAUUAAAUGGAUUGGAACUCUUCCAACACUGAAGGAUAAACUAGUCGCUGGACUAGAGUUGGUAAAAGAUACAAUCUUAUGUUUAGUCCUCUAAACACGGCAGGUCUAAUCCGCAGGUCACAGGUCACUUGACGAAAACUGCUCUAAACCAUGUUAUUUUCCACUCAAAAUAUUAUUUUGCAUUUCUGAAUGGUCUUAAUCGCUUGGCUACAUGUGGUACAAAAUUAUUAGAAAUAUAGUGUGUAAACACAGACCGACGUAAAAUAUGGAAGACUUGCAUCAGCUAAUAAUAGAACAUAGGCUAACGUGCAUAAGCUAUUUUGAACGCUUCAGUGUAACCAAACCUUUAGUAUGACCGUACCAAGAAUUUUAACCUUUCACCCUAAAUUUAGACUGUGUUUUUUUGUGUGUGCGGUAUUGCUGCACAUGGAUAUGAUGAAGGGAAUAAAAUAGCGGGUGAAAACGCUUCACAUUGUACACAACUGAGUUGAUGGUUAUGUUAUACAUUCACUUUUCUUUGUGUUUCCUUCAUUUUAUCUGGUGCAAAUUAAAAAAAUGUCAAAGUAAAAGGGAUGUCAACUCCCCAAAUGUUGCUUCGAAGGAAGACAUGAAAGUUUCUUCGGAGUUUCCCAAGAUACUGUGGUUCAUUGAAUACUGAAUAGUCAAGAAAUAUCGCUGUCAUUAGGGUAGAUGAUUGCAUCGUCAUAAUUCACGAGGGUUUUCGCAUGCCAUCUAUUCUCCUUAGUGCAACAGGCUUUUAAAUUCUUAAGACUUGAUUGUUCAAGUUUUAGAAUCAGUAUUUAAAAUCAAUUAUUAACAUUUUGAUGUGUAAACCUUCGUAAUACAUUGUAUACUUGUAUAUGAUUUUUUAUACUCCACUUUCAUCCAGGUGAAACAUUGUGUCGUAAACUCCAUAAAAUGUCUUGGAGGAGCACUUGUCUUAAAAUAUAAACCUAAACAGCUGGAUCACUGUACUCAGUGUUUGAGUAAAAAAGAUAAUUAAAUGUUAUUCUUCUAAACACCUUAGGCCAUAAUAAACAACGAAAAAAUUGUGAUGAAUCGAGGUGGCAGUUUCAAAGUGGCCUGUUUGACGUUUAGCGAUAUCAUGUUUAUAUGCCAAAGUCUCAUGGGUUCCUAGUAUAAACUCAUAGUAUCUCCAACCUUAUUGGUCCAUCACCCUGCAACACACAUACAAACAGACAAAGAAUACAUGAUACAAACAGAGAAACAUACAUGCGCUCGGACCACCGACAUAUGAGCUACCGUAAAAUUCUGAAAAUAAGCCCGGGGCUUAUAUUUUUCAAAGGCCCUUUUUGAGGGGCUUAUAUUCAGAGGGGCUUAUGUGUGGAGGGGAAUUUGCGUUCAAAAAUCGAUUAUGCUAGCUUAUAGUUGGAAGGAAAUUUACCAUUUUUUCUCUGUCUUACUUUGAAUUUGAGAGCACUGUUUUCAAGUACAAGCCCUCGGGGGGGCUUAUAUUCGGAGGGGCCAUUUAACAGAGGGUUUUGUUGCUUUACCGGUUUGGCGGGCUUAUGUUUGGAGGGGCUUAUUUUCGGAAUUUUACGGUAUUUUUUCAAAUAGCUCAAAAAGUAUUCAAGUGAGUAGAUUGAAAUAUCCAAUUUGCAAAAAAUUGUUGCUCUGAGUUUUGGAAUUUGUUUGCUAAAUAGAAAAUAAAUGGGUUAAUGUUAUGGAUGGCAUCACAUGCAGACAGUGGUGCAGUUUCUGAGUUGUUUUGGCAUUGCAGAGCUUUAGAAAAUGGCAGAAGGUUUCAACUGCUUCGCAGAUAAUAGUGAACUUACGCAACAGAACGGGAAGGGGAAAGAAGACGGCAAACGUUGUGUGACAAAAGUGACAAUAAUUUUCUUUGAAAUAACUUUACGCCAAACUUCCCUUUCCUUUAAACAGACGUUUUUGCAAAGACCAGAAAACAUUAAUGUUAAGCGGGGAUCGUGACAUAAGAGCAAGUAAUAGCCCUGUCACGUUUGUCACACACAAGUGUUUUGCCGUCCUCUUCUUUCUGCCGCUCUGUUGCGUAAACUCACUAAUAACAGGCCAAUGACUUACUCAAAGAGAUAGCAGGAAUGGACCAAUGCAUGUACACACACACAAACUAAAGUAAAAAUCCAAACAAGAGUAAAACACUUAAUGAAUGUUGACAGUCAACACUGUCAUAAGCAACACUCUUUGGUACACGUUGCUUGCCUGGUUGAUUGGCUGUGUACGGAAACAAUUAGAAAAAAAAACUCAAUUAAUAAAGGUAAUAGGACUGAGUGGAGUCCAAUUCGGUCUGUAAUGAUACGAGUGAUUAACGAAAUAUAGUGUAGCGGGAGUCCGAUUUACAUAAUGAUGUAAUCACGAGUAUGAUUACAGACCGAAUUAGAUGGCACAAAUUUCUGUUACCAUAACAAACUUUGUGAUAGUUAAGAUUUUUUAAAUUUAAACCACAUGAUAUAAAAGUAAAAAUAUAAUAAAGUAUGACAACCCUUUUCUCAUCUUUUCCCAAAUAUGUAGUUAUGAUACACCGCAUCUAGAUGUCAGUCAUCUUCCACGUAAAUUAUGAAAACUUGGACCAUACUUAUUGACCUAUCAAGGUCCGAAAAUAUGGAGCAGUAUAGAUAACAAAACACGUAAAAUUAAAUAUUUACAUUUUAUUUAAGAAAUGCAUAAAAAUAAAUAUAAUUGAAAAAAAAAAAAAACAGCAGUAGCAGAUCGUCCCUCUAAUUAAAAUACUGUUUAAUUUUAUGGCUUCGCUGAUCAUUUUCAUGAGAAUUAGAAUAGUAAUUACAGUAGAUGAGAAACUAUAAAAUUGUGAUUAAUUCUAUUUCUAAUCAUUAAGUUUGUUAAAAUGAUGAUAAACUAGCUAAGUUGCAGCUGAUGUCAGUUUUAAAGGCAUCUAUCAUUUCAAGCACUAUUCUGCUUUUCUAUAGACUCCCUCGUCACAAUUAAAAUGUGAUAACGAGUCUACAAUAACGUAAUCAAUGUAUCAGUGGUGGAAGCAAUUAAAUGAAAAAUGAAAACCCAUUCAAGUGCGCUAGCGAUGGCGCGUUAUGUCUAAUUACUUAAGCAUGACGCGUACUGUUCCAAUCAGACAAUUGAUAGCCAAUCAGAGUUGAGAAUUUUGUUUUAGCUAUGAUUAACAUAAAAGUGUAAUUAAAGAUUAUUAGCGUACAGGCCAACAAAUGGCAAAUAAACAUCUGGCAUAUUUCACAUCUUAUAGCACUUGGAAAAUCUUAUCGUAUAGUACAGUCUGUAUGUAAUGGCAUCCCUUGCACUUAUUUUGGGGUAAUUGUUUCUAGUCUGUGUAAUGAAAUCAUUAAUUUUACUUAGAUGCUGUAAAACUUUGCGCAUAACAUUUUGCAUCAGACUGCUGUAACAAUCCGCUUUUUACCUACUGUUGAUCUUAUUACGUUCAUCAUUUUUGUAAGUCAACUGUUAUUACCUGCCAGCCUGCCGCGUUGAGCUAUUGUGACAUGUACAAUAAGGUAUAAGAUAAUUGUGAUGAAUACAAUAGGAGCAGAUAUUGAUCUCAGGCGGUCAAAAGUACAAGACCCUUUCCCAGAUACUUGUUUUGAACAUAGCAAUGUUUUAUGCCAGCUGUUCACACUUGUUACUGAGAUGCAGUUGGAGAAAGUAGUUUAACUACUAAGUUUUUUUGUAAGUUAUGUGACCUUAACCGUAUUAAAGGAGUGUUUUAAGAUAAUGUUGUUGUUAUUAAACUUGUUAAUGUUAUGUUACUUGUGUUACAGGAGGAUGAACAAUCUGCAUGUUCAGAUGGAACGUUUGGUGGAGAAAGAUACUUUUCAUGUCCUUCAGGACGAGGUUUCUUUACCCUACUGGCCCACUGUAGACAAGACUCACGCUUCACUCCUAAUUCGCCAAUCAGUGACCCUGAUUACCAGUCCAGCAAAGGUACAUCCGAUGUGUCUAAAACUGUAUCUAUGUAAUAGGCAACUUUCGGUAUAUUAAAAUUCAGCAUGACAACGAGUCUUAGAGGACACAAACAAAGAAAAUGAAUAAACCAUGAUUAUUCAUGUUUAUUCAUUUUCUUUGUUUGUGUCCUCUAAGACUCGCUAUCAUACUGAAUUUUAAUAAUCGAAACUAGCUUAUUGAACUUCAAGUCUUUUUGUCUUUAGGGACUAUGUUACAGUACGUACAGUGCAAUCUUUGGUACAGUGUUAGUUAGCCUUGUGCUAAUAUCUCAUUUUUAUUGAAUUAUUUAAAGGUAUUAAACUUAAGAGAUAACAAAAAGCCCAAUUUUUAGAGGAACCUACACCGACACCCAACGUAAGGAUGCCACACUUGGAUGUAGCAUAAAGUGUCCUCCUGCAUAUUUGUACCUUAAACUGCAUCUCUUCCCAUUUCAUGUUUGUAAAUGACUCUUAAAUUUUCUGCAAUAGUCUUGCAUUGCCCUAGGCUUUGCCCUGAGAAAAAUUGCAGGGAGCCCUGUUCUCUGAACCUGUGAAGUCCAGGGUGCACAGUUUGUAAUUUCAUCGCAAAAACUGAGUUUUUCUAGUUGCCCGGGGACAAACGUUAGUUGCUAGGGGCUACUGGGCCCUGCUAGAGCACAGCCUUUAUUGCGGCAGAAAGACCAAAUACUGAGAACCCAAACUGCUGCAAGAGUACUUGAGACACUGUACCGUAUUUUGAUGUAAAUGGCCUGUCAAUGAUCAUGUGCUUGUGGCCCCCCCUCCACCCCUUAUCAAAGUUGCUAGCAAUACAAGGCCAUGCUCAAAACGUGGAGGAACAACUUUGAAUGGAAAGCAGGAGGGAGGUUAGUAUUUUAUCUUACAGACCUGUGUCUAGCAGCGAUUUGAAGCAAGAAAGGUCGUUUUUCCGUCGUAAUGUCUAAAUAUUAAUUUUUUUGCAACUGGUUGAAGCUUUCUGUCCCAAAACCUAGAAGUAUUAUUCUGAGCUGCUCAGCCAGUGAAUUUUGCACCUUUUAGUAAAGUUAUAAAACAAACCAGAUCUUACGGAAGACUACACUGUACUGUAUAAUGCACUGUUAAAAUAGUGUUGCUGUUACAUUUUUCAUGUGAUUUCAGCCUUUGGAAGUUUGCCAUCCCCAGAGGUCAAGGGGGUUACCACUCCGCAAUCGUCACUAUUGGACGAUCACUGUGGCAGCAUGAAAGGUCUUCAGGGUCACCAUAACUCAUGUUAUCUUGAUGCCACACUCUAUGCCAUGUUCGCCUUUUCCGUUGUGUUUGAUACUUUGCUACACAAAGAAAAAAAACAGGAUGAUCUGCCAGAAUAUGAAGAUGUUCAACAUGUUUUAAGAGAAGCCAUUGUCAAUCCUUUGAGAACGUAAGUAGAUAAAAAUAGGUAAAGCACUUGUAGUGUUAACUAUUCUCAGCCCCUCUACUUUCUCAAUGCCAAGCGUAAGGGAUGCAUAUUAUUUUUCAAGAAUUGCCAAGAGAUAUGUGACAAUUCUUGAGAUGCAUACUAGCUUAACAUGGUCUUGUCAAUCUGCGCUUGAUUCUCUAAAUUAGAGAUACGUGUACAAAAAGUGCAUGUUGUAAUGGAAAUUAUUAUAAUUAUUUUCCUAAACCUUGUGAAUUAAAAACUACUGUAUGAACUUGACUGCGAUCAAAACAUAUUAAAGAUAACAUAAAAGAGAAUACAACGAAUGCAAAAAUUACAUUAUACUUAGGAAUAGCAGAAGACUAGCCGCACACCAAACCCCCCCCCCCCCGCCCCUCCCCCACCCGCUACCCCCACAACCGCCAAACCAUAAAGCCCAGACGGUACAACAACCAACCCACCACCCAGACGGCCCGCAGCCUGGCACGCCAGGCCUUAACUCCCGCUAACAAAUUCCAUUGUAGACACUACUUGCUAUAAAAACAAAUUAACAAAAAAACAAAAGAGAAAACAACGGAAGCAAAAAUUACUUUAUACUUCGGAAUAGCAGAAGACACCCCCCCCACCCCCCCCCCCCCCCCCCACCCCACCCCUCAAAUGAAAGCACAAGCUAGUCACAACUGAGAUCGGGAGAGGGGUGACCACCUCUACCAUCACCGUAAACUGCUGCUUAUGGGCCCCUGGCUUUUAAAUCUUCGUAAGAGGUUUUAGCAGGGCUUAUAAACGGAGGGGCUUAUGACCGGAAUAGAAACCGCGCUUGGAAAACAAGCUAUAGCAGUGCUAUAGUUCCUAAUUAUAUACGUUCCUAGUUGCUUUUACUGGAUUUUAAUUAAGCGUAAAGGCAUCAUAAUAGGUCUAAUUCUUCUCAGUGCAUUUGGAGGGGGGCUUAUAUCCGAGUGGGCUUAUAAUUGGAUGUCUUUUUUGUAUACAGAUAGCGGCAGUUAACGUUAUUUACGUCGAUGUAAUGGUCCUGUUAUAAAUCUAAUUAGUCGUUGCUCGUAUUUAUCUAUAAUUAUCUUUAACUGGUCCCGAAAUCAGUUUGUUGAUUUCCUUUUCUUUUAGUUUCGGCUUUGUUAGGGCCGAUCGCAUUCUCAAGUUAAGAGAGUUAUUAGAUAAACUCAGUUCAACAGCAGGACUCGUCAAUGAAGAGAAAGGUAAUGGCUAAUGUUAGUAAAAUAAUGUAUGAAACUUGAUGGGAUCCACGGUUGGAAGGUUCCUUGUAGGCGGCAAGAGGCAAGAUACCCACUUUGUAACCCCGUUUUGUUUAAAAGAAGUACGUUAUUUUGAAAAAAUAAGCCCUUGUUGAAUGUGAAUCAGGAUGACAUUAGAGAGAUUGAGUCAUGUUUACGACAAACGGCAAACGUGAAUUUGUAUCACGUGACCAAGUUUUCCCUAAACUUGUGCUUUAUUGUUCAUCGCUUCUAUCCCAAAAUUAGUAGGAGCCUCAGGUUAGUCUUGUCUUUAACAGUCGUUUUGGACUGUUUUUAGCAGCACGUUUUCUGUUUGGAGAAAUUCUCAACUUGAAUCUGACGUUUACCGUGAACGUCACUCUAAAUCUCUCUAAUUAUAGCUUUUCAAUAGGCCUUUUUGCAAUAGUUGGUCACGAGAUCAACUUUUUGUAAACACGAAAAUAGUUUGCUUUUAGAAAAUUUUGUUAGCAGGAACUGAAAUAGUAUAUUAAAAGUAGGUAAUCUGUAAAUGUUGAGUCGUAUAUCUGAAAAGAAGCGAUUGCAACGGCUGCCGAGAAUUAGCAGGAUUUGUAAGAAAAAUAACUCUUGCCACCCAGUCACGCUUGAGUGGUUUUCCAUACACAUCCGUGUAAUUUUUGAAAUUUUUAAACCUUUCCCUAACGCAUGUACGGGCUCAAAUUGCCUGUCAUGAAUAAAAAGGAGAUUUGAGCCAAGUAACGAUUAAGGAAAUAGUUCACGACGGUUUGAAAAUUUCGAAAUUUACAAGGAUUUGUUUGGAAAACCAUUCGAGCGUGACUGAGUGGCAAAAGUUGUUUUUUCUCAUACAAAUCCUUCUAAUUUUCGGCGGCUGUUGCAAUCGCUACUUUUGGGGUAUAAGGCUGAAAAUUUACAGGUUACCUAAUUUUAAUAUGCUCUUUUAGCUCGUGCUAACAAAAUUUGCAAAAGCGAACUGUUUUCGUGUUUACAGAAAGUUGAUCGUGUGAUCAACUAAUGCAGAAGGCCGUUUUUCGCGCUAAACUUAAGAUAGAGCUCUUACAUCAUAUCACCAUAAUUUAUUCCAAUGUGGUAGAAAGGUUGGAAAAAUAAGUUAAGUACCAAGGAAGCUUUAGAAUGAACGGUGCUCACACAUACAACACUCUACCGGGAGACAUCACUAAGACAGAUCGAGACGCUCAGUGAAUUUUAAGAUUAACCUCAAAUGCCAUCAUAGACAAUAAUGCCUACACUGAUAACUUAAUUGUCUAGUCUCUUUACGUUUUUAAUGUCUGUUUUUGUUUUUGCCAGGGCUCCAUGUAAACUAGCAUUGCUAAACUGGAUGCUCCUGGUUAAAUAUUGAUUUAAAUAAAUUUUAAAAAUUAGCUUUUUAGCUUUAUAACACAACAAAGUUAAAAGUAAACCGUGUGUUCUGAUUGGUUAAUUACGCAUUUUUUUUUUGCCCAUGGGUGAAUACACUCUUCUCACAUAUGGUAAUAUGCCCGUCUAACCUCGUUUACGGGUAAAAAUCCUUUUGAAAUUCAAAUACGAAAACGUCGUCUGAUUAGCAUUUCAAAGGACUUUUACUCAAAAACGAGGUUAGACGGGCAUAUUACCAUACGUGAGAAGAGCGUAUUCUGACGAAAGCUAACGCCCUCUCAAAGCUGUACGUGUCAAUUUCUACGCGAUUGUGUUUUCUUUUUACCUCAAAGCUUUGGGAGCUAGUAUACGUAGAACAGCUAAUCAUUGUUGAUCAUUGUUAGCAAAUUAUCCAUACAUGUAAUGUAAUUGUAUUAUAUUGAUAGUAAUAAUGAAUUUUUUGUAACGUUUCAUCGUUAUUCUGGUAUUGCUAGAUCCUGAGGAGUUCUUGAAUUCUCUUCUCAAGCAAGUCUUGAAAGCAGAUCCAUUCUUGCACUUGAAGUAAGUGUUUCUGGCGUUUGCUAUUCUGUAUUUGAACUUCCUUUUCAGCUUAUUCAUCGACAGCUGUAUACUAUCGCGUUCUCUUGUAAUAACGUUCAGAUCUUAAAAGGUCUGAAUUGCUUUAGGCGAUAUUUACACUAUGCCGGAUAGCUCAACACGAAAGCCGUACCUUAUAGGGCUACUGUUCACAAAUAUAAACAUUGUGAUUUCGGCGCAAUUUUUGUAACGGAGCGACGCUGCGCCGUGCCGAUCUUGAAAUUGGAUUCGCAUAUAUUGCGUAAGUAAAUAAGUUGAAAAGAGGACUGGGACCCACUGAGAGGGAAGUAAACGCUGAUUCAGAAGUAAAGAAUGAGAAUUAGUACCAAAUCCUGUCGGCCAAACGCUCCGGUUCCAAUCUUUGAUGUGUAUGAGUGCCUUGUUCCAGUUAAGUGCCUUUUCCUUUCAUACCUUUAUGUGCGCUCGAACAUCUAACCGGUAUAGGGAGUGUAGACGUGAUAAAAUUGGCCUCUUCCUCUUCAGUAUAGAACAACAACCAGCAGUUGUCCUCCUUAUUCUGACCAGGUUACCAGGCCAUUUGACCAGCAUGUUAUACUCUAGCCUGCGAAUACAGCCGUCCCUCCUCGCCUCUGGGGACGUUUCGCUGGAAAGAGAAACGGCCCUAGAGUUGAUGAGCGAGCGAGCAUAGUCAUGCAUGAAGACCAUUGAUUUCGCAGUAGUUAUGGUGUUACCGCGUCUUAGGCUCAGAAAUGAUUAUUAAUCUGAUGUGGGACUUUUUCUCGAAGAUCCAGAGAUGAACGUAAAAAAGAUAGCGAAGGAGCGUUCUUCUACCAGAUUAUAACAGAAAAGAAUGAAGCGGUAAAAAUACCCAUGGUUCAAGAACUGUUGGAGCAGUCCUUUCUUUCAGCUGAUAUCAUCCUCUCUGAAGUAAGUAGUGUACAAUUGUAGCAUAGAAACUCGAAAAUUAAUCAUAUUUUUGUAAAAUGUUAAAAGGAAUAGUCCACGUUCGAUAUACAUUUUUUGUAGUAGAGGGCUUUGAAUUUGAGGACGAGAACGAGAUUUAACUUAAAGUUUUUGCUCGUGCUUUCCAAAAAAAAAAGACAUCCUGGAAAGCUUCAUUUUAUCUUUUUUCACCAAACAAGUUAGUACGGUUAUUUAUACUGAAGGAUGUUAAGCCCUCUCCCGAUAGCAAAAUGAUAAAACUUCUUGCAUUUUGAGCAAUACUCAGUAUUGAGAAAAUCUCGUACUCGUAAUCUUCCUCGUCUCAGAAUCUAAAGCUCUCUAUUAAAAUUCUAACAUGACUCCGAGGCUUCAGGGUCAAAAUUGCAAAUUUUUCAAGACUUCUUUGUCUUGCAAUUCCCAAGAGACUUAAGCACAAAGAAAACCAAACCAAAUAUAGAAAAAUGACCAGAAAGCCUCGGAGUCAUGCUAGAAUUGUAAAAUUUUAAUAUAUCGAACGUUGUCUAUUUUUGCGCCGUGAGUGGCUAGAGUAACUUCGUUAUAAUUCCAUCAGGAACGCACACUGAGGUUGUCUUUACACUAUACUGCAUAGCUUUUGCGCUGGCGCCAAAACUAUACCGGAUUUGGCUUCUGUUCGCACGUAAAAAUGCUGAUUUCGGUGCGAUUUCUGUAACGUAACGAAGCUGUGCCGUACUUAUUUCGAAAGUGGAGAGUCACAUAUUAGAUAAGUGUUCAUCCUAUCCCAGAUGGCGUUUCGUGUCGGCACGGAAAGCCAUCUGGUAAGUCACGCGCGUUACAUUUUCGGCACAGGACAACCAGUGUCUUGGAGAGUGCGUACAUGUAAGUCAUUAAGAAUGUUACAAAAGAAGUGAAGAUUGUACUCAAAACUAUCGUCGUGCGGGUAGUGCUUCUUUAGCACUAAGCUGUUGUUUUUGAAUCCGUGUUCUGUUUCUGUGGGGGUUUUUCGUUUGUGUUCAUUUUCCUUUCUUAGUCGUUUUUUCAUGUGUUUAGUAGCCUGUGUCGCAGGCAUCAACGGGGGUGGAGGAUUAGGAGAAAAAGGACCUUGUUUUGCGCCUACCCAAAUGGGAAACAUUACCCUGUUUUAAAAUACUUCUGUCUUUUCCUUUUUAAACACUUUCGAGGUAGUUUUUGAAACCAUUAUUUCCCGUGGUAAAUAAGUCUUGCGCUGAAGUGAUCGCAAAACCUUGUAGAUAUUUACUCAGCUGUAAUGUUUCCUUCUAGCUUACGUAGCUAGCAGGAUUGGCGGACGAGUGCUGGCAUUGUUUUAGUGGCGGAGUCGCGAGCCGCUCUCACCCAGGCUCGCCGGCUCGAAAGGCAUUACAGGAGAGACUUUAACGGCUAGUUCCAAUUCAACUGACUGAAGUUCUUUGUUUGCACAGGUUCCUUCGUGUUUAAUUCUUCAGAUGCCACGAUUCGGAAGCAAAUAUAAGAUGUAUGACAUGAUCCUACCAGACUUAGAACUUGAUGUCACUCACAUUGUGGAAAACGGUAAAUAUUUUUCAAAGUUGGCGUUACUAUUGGUACUCUAGUCCUUUUUGUCGUUUUUCCAUUCAUUCUCGGCAUCCCUCUUCAUUUAAACUCCGUGACCCUCACGGUCACUCAACGCCACGCUCUUGGGAGUGUUAAAAGCCAUUCGUUUCUUGUCUAAGAAGGGGAGCGAAAGAGGUGGGGGGAGAGGAAAAUACCAUAAUAUCUUUUCAUUAGCUUUACUGCUUCAAAUCGCACCAGUUGAGCUACGUUGUCUGCUGUCAUUGUUUUUUUUUUAUGCAUGUGCGUAUUAGUGUCCCUGAAUUAUCUCUCAGCGAGAGGGUCAGUAACUAAACUGCUCCCCUUCUCCCCUCCCCUCCCCCUCUGCUUACCUCUUUCUUUUUUCUUUUUUAAAGCCCCAACAACUUACUUUACCCAUGUUUCGUUGUAGUUGCACGUGAGUGUACCGUGUGUGGAAGUGAACCAGCACAGUUUGAGUGCAAAAUGUGUUAUCAAAAGGGCGUGGUAGCUGACAGGGCCGGGAUGCCCAGUUACUGUGGAGGCUGUAACAGCAAGAUACAUUUACAUAGAGAUAGACAAAAUCAUAAGACAAGGCCUGUAAUACUACCACGACAGUUCAAAAAUGAGAGAUGGAUGCUUGAUAAGCAGAAGAUGGAACUGUUCGCUGUCGUUUGUAUAGAGACAAGUCAUUAUGUUGCCUUUGUCAAGUGCGGAGAUGGUGUCGAUAAAUCUUGGUGCUUCUUUGACAGCAUGGCGGACAGGAAAGGUAACUUGUUUGGGUCGGUAAUGUAAAGGUCGAUUUGAUGGUCGGAUGCGGCUGAUGCAUUAUCCAUCUGGCGUCGGUUGUUUAAACCUACAAAUCAUUAUCCAGAGGAUAAGUAUUAAGAAAAACAAUGGCGCUGUCUAGUGGAUAACGUUGUCCACCUUUUGAACAACUGGUUGAUGUUGAUUGAAUCUUUUAAGUACUAUUUUUCACAUAUCGCCUGUUUGUUUGAAAUUCAUGUUGCGUAUUCAGGCCUACACUUGAAUAACAAAGUAUCCCGCUCUCAAAUGCUUUUGACGAUUCACCUGAAAGAUCUAAGAACUCCGCAAUUUUUGUUUUGUCGUGUUACUUUACCUCUCUUUAACGAGUCUAGCGAUACCUAAAUUAUGCGUUAUAUUGACUAAGCGUGAAUUCUAGAUUGCUGGAUAAUAACCUACUUUUUUGCGUUUUUAUUGACCAAGACGAAGUCGUUUGUAUUCAGUUAAAGAAAAUGAGGGCAACAAACAGCCAUCGUGACAAAAGAAGAUUGGUCAAUAAAGGAUUUAUUAUACUCUGGCCAAAAAGGGAAAUUCCGAACGGGAAAGAUCGGGUCAUCUUGAUUGCUCGAGUAGCAAAUCGGAACGCAGGAUUUGCUUCAUCUUUCCCGCUCGCAGUCUCUGCCAUUCACCAUUUUCACUGUGACCGUAAUGCACCAUGUUUAACCCCCCCCCCCCCCCCCACAAAUUUUUGUUUUCCCCUUUUUUUUUUUUUUUUUUUGGGCGUCUUAGACAUCCACGAAGAAAUAAGAAAAAUAGAUUUAUAUAAAUAUAAAAAAAAAAACAAAGGCAGAAAAAUUUGAUUGUAAAACGCCAACUUGGAAAAAGAAAAAUGGUCGAGAAAGGGUUUUAUAUAACCUUGGCAAAAAAGGAAAGUCCGGAAGGGGAAGAACGGGUACUUUUGCAUUCCUCGGGGAGAAAUGGGAAACGCGGAUUUUGUUUCUUUUUCCCCGCCGCGCGUCCUUCCAAUCCCCCUUUUCCCCGUGGACCGAAAGCCCCCUUUUUAACCCCCCCCCCCCCCCGAUAAUAGUUUGCAUUACCCGUUUUCUUUGAUUUCUCUUGGGACGACUAUAAUACCCAGGAGAAAUUAGAAGCAAUGGUUUUGCAAAAUUUGAGAAAAAAACAAGGUGCAUUAUAUAGUCUCGGUGAAAAUGGUGAAUAUGAAAAUCAUUUUAUUCUAGGUGUUAGCUUGCAAGAGGUUCGACUGCAUUAAGUCGAUUACUUUUCAGUAACAAUGACUAUUUCACGUAUUCUAUUGGUUUAGGAGAAAGGAAUGGCUACAAUAUUCCGGCUGUGACUCGCUGCCCUGAAGCAUUAGAGUGGCUCUCUAAGGAUCCCAAGGAAGUUAUUGCGGCAAAAGAGCGAGGAGAAAUCCCUGAAAAGGUGCGACGUCUCCUUGGAGAUGCAUAUCUGUGCAUGUACCAGAACCUUGAGAUGACAAUGUAUAAAUAG